This is a messenger RNA of Cuscuta campestris, 823 nucleotides long. The record is from the annotation of a GenBank genome assembly. Lineage: Eukaryota; Viridiplantae; Streptophyta; Magnoliopsida; Solanales; Convolvulaceae.
ACAUUCUCACCCCUCAUCUAAUUUGUGUUAGCACAUUACACCAAAAGCCAUUUGGUUGUGACUCACAUAUUUCACGUUAGAAACCAAAAUAAAUUGUGCCGAAACCCUAAAAGGAAUCAGCUUUUGAAGUGUAGAUAACUAGGUUUCCGACGUGAAAGAAUGAAGAAUGAUUUACGUUAUUGUGCUUUUGCUUAUGUUUUUUUCCACAAUCUUUGGAGUGGACAGUCUAAUGCAGUAGAGAGAAAUGGUUCCAAUUCUGGUGCAGGUAUAUCCUACAACGGUGAGGAGCACAGGUUUUGGAAUCGCGAGCUCGGUGGGAAGGAUAGGAGGGAUAGUGUGUCCUAUAGUUGCAGUUGGGCUGAUACACGGGUGCCAUCAAACACUGGCCAUUUGGCUCUUUGAGUUUGUCAUCUUCGUAUCCGGCGUUUGUGCUAUCCUUUUUCCCUUUGAGACGAAGGGUCGUGGCCUAAACGACAAGUUACCCUCCACAAACGUCGAGAAUGCAGUUGAGAUCAAGUAAUGUAUUUCGGGAUAUACCACCAAACACAUUCAUAUAUCUCUUGUUAUGUACAUGUAUCUUGUAUAGUCUUUAUUGGUAGCGGCUGCCCAUUUAGUAUUGUAUAAACAGUCUUGAAGCCAAUUUGCUACCUUCGUAAUAAUGUGCUAAGACUCUUGUAACUUUAGAUCUCCGGGAUAAAACCAUUCAAAUGGUACUCUAGUCGUCCCGAAAUCAACUUCACCAUUGUUUUUCAGUCUCAAAUGUUCAUUUUUAUAAUUUUACUAAUAAUUAUGGAGUAUGAUAGAAUAAUAUUUAGGAAUUUUG